Molecule: messenger RNA, 717 nt
Organism: Sungouiella intermedia
Lineage: Eukaryota; Fungi; Ascomycota; Pichiomycetes; Serinales; Metschnikowiaceae
Source: the annotation of a GenBank genome assembly
AUGAGUUCCAAAUCAGCGGCAGCAAUCUUGCAGCGGCAGUACAAAGACCUCACAGACCCUAAGAAGGGCAUUCCAAGCUUCCAUAUCGAGCUUGACGAUGAUAACAUCUUUUUGUGGAACAUUGGCAUCAUGGUGCUUAAUGAGGAUUCAAUGUACCAUGGCGGCUUCUUCAAGGGCCAGAUGCGUUUCCCAGCAGACUUCCCCUUCUCGCCUCCAACUUUCCGUUUCACCCCGGCCAUCUACCAUCCGAACGUUUACCGUGACGGCCGCUUGUGCAUUUCUAUUCUCCACCAAGGCGGAGACCCCACACUGGACGAGCCCGACAGCGAGACAUGGUCCCCUGCGCAGACGGUGGAAAGUGUGUUGAUCUCCAUUGUGUCACUUUUGGAGGAUCCGAACGUCAACUCGCCCGCCAAUAUCGACGCGUCGGUGGAGUUGCGCAAGAACCCAGAGGCUUACAAGAAGAAGGUUUUGCAGGAGGUGCAGCGGUCCAAGGCCGACAUCCCGGAAUCGUUUGUAAUUCCUGAAAAUGAGGUGCAUGCUUACGGCGGUGCUGACGCCGGCAACAAGGAGCUUGAGCAAGAGCCAGUUGAUGAGGAUUUCUGGUAUGACAGCGAGGAAGAGAGCUUUGACGAGGAGAGCUUAAUGGACGACAUCGAUGACGAGGAGGAUGACGUUGAGGAGGAAGAGGAAAGCGAUGUGGACAUGGUGAAAUAG